AUGGAUCCUUCCAUGAUCAGUUCGGCACUAUGCAAGCGAUCUCAAGCAAUUUGCCUACAGGAAAUGGUUUCAGAAUCCGGCGAGAAUCCGUUCCCAAGCGAUCAUUACAGUGAUCUUCGCACCAAAGAAAUUUCCACAGCACUUAAAAUGGAGCAGAGUUAUGAAGUAGACAUGGCAAAAGUCGAAAUGGCUAGGAAACUACUAGCACAGAAAGAACUUCUUUUGCACAAACGGGAUUCUAUAAAAUCUGUAUUGAACGCUGCUAACAUUACCGCUGAAGAAUUGCAAACAAAGAAGGAUCGUGUGAAACCACUCAACCUGAAGAGAUCUUAUGUAGAGCAGCUGUUGGAUAACUGUGAGAAGAUCAGGCAGGAGAUCGCCCAAUUGCAGUACUGA
This is a messenger RNA of Ostertagia ostertagi, 396 nucleotides long. The record is from the annotation of a GenBank genome assembly. NCBI's taxonomy places the organism in Eukaryota, Metazoa, Nematoda, Chromadorea, Rhabditida, Trichostrongylidae.